AUGCCACGCGAGGAGGACUACUUCAAGGUGCUGGGUCUGCGGAGCAACGCGUCGCUGCAGGAGGUCACGACGGCCUACGAGGCGCUGGCGGCCAAGUGGUACCCGCUCAACGUCCACGAGAACCCCGAGUUCGCCCACGAGAUGUACCGGAGGGUCUGCGAGGCCUACCAGGCCCUCAAGGCCCUCCUUCUGCCCGGCCAACGACAGCCGCCAACUUCGGCCACUUCAUCCUCUCACGAUGAUCGGCUGGAUGAUUGCGCCAAGCCAGUGCUGGUCCGGCGGCCCAGCCUGGUCAUGCAGCGCGGAACCGAGGGCGGGGAUGGCGAAGGACGUCUUCGGUCGAGGAAGCGACCAACCUCCGCGCCCGUCUGCGCCAGCAAGAUGGACGCCCUCGCCCAGCCUCAAUCGGCCGAUCACAAGCAGGCCAACUUUUCGAUUUUCGAAGCGCUCUACUCCCAGUGGGAAUCUCAGAUGCGCACCACGCUCUGUCUGCGAUGA
Messenger RNA from Acanthamoeba castellanii str. Neff, 498 nucleotides. RefSeq names its product DnaJ domain containing protein. The record is from RefSeq and is a predicted model, not a curated record. Bases 1 to 498 code for a protein of 165 amino acids. NCBI's taxonomy places the organism in Eukaryota, Discosea, Longamoebia, Acanthamoebidae. The transcript has a single exon.